This is a messenger RNA of Acanthamoeba castellanii str. Neff, 2001 nucleotides long. Its product is annotated as ATPdependent DNA ligase domain containing protein. Gene Ontology annotation, cellular component: DNA ligase III-XRCC1 complex. The record is from RefSeq and is a predicted model, not a curated record. Gene Ontology annotation, molecular function: DNA binding; ATP binding; DNA ligase (ATP) activity. Lineage: Eukaryota; Discosea; Longamoebia; Acanthamoebidae. The transcript is spliced from 11 exons. The annotation marks the transcript as partial. Gene Ontology annotation, biological process: mitochondrial DNA repair; DNA biosynthetic process; double-strand break repair via alternative nonhomologous end joining.
AUGGACACCUCAAAGUCUCUUGUGGCCCUGUCCUCCUUUUACGAAUUCACUCGCCUUUGCGAACGAAUAGGAGAUGAGCCCUCCUACACGCAAAAGGUCGAGGUGGUGAAGGCCCACCUCAAGCCCCUUCUGGCCUCCGGCAGCAAGAUGAAGCUGAGUGAAGAGGAGCAGGCGGCAACGGCUACGGUGGUGCAACUCACCUGCGGCCUACUACUGUGCAAAGAUGAUCGCAAGCGCGUUUACAACCUUCGCGACCGCAACAUGGCCAAAUUGAUGGCCCGGCAUUGGAAAUGCCCCGUCGAGGACGUGCUCCAGGACAUUGCCGAGGGCGACGUCUCAGAGACUGCCAAGAGGUUCUUCAUCUCGCACGGAAAGCCGUGCAGCCGAAGCACGUUCACGCUACAAAAGGUGGAAGGGUUCCUCAACAAGCUGGCCAACCUCACCAAGGAGGACGACCAGUACCAAAAAUGCCCGCGGGGCAUGUUUGCGGAGAUCAAGUACGACGGCGAGCGCAUCCAGAUACACAAAAAGGGCGACGAGUACGCGUUCUUUUCGCGCAACCUCAAGAAAAUCCUCGAAUGGAAGGUCGCCGCUGUCAGGGACUACAUCACUGAGUCGACGGAGGCGGAGUCGAUCAUCCUGGACGGCGAAAUUCUGCUGAUGGACACCAAGACCAGCAAACCCCUGCCCUUCGGCUCCCUCGCCAUCCACAAGAAGAACGAUUUCCAGGACGCCACGGUGUGCUUGUUCUUGUUCGACAUUCUCUACGUCGAUGGCAAGGUCGUCAUGAACGAACCACUCAAGAAGCGGCGCCAGAUCCUUGAGGAGAGCGUGACGUCGAUCCCGCACCGCAUUGAGUUCUCGGAGUACAAGGAAAUCAGCGAUCUCACCACGGGGGAGGAGGCCCUGACCGAGAUGAUGGACCGCGUGCUCAAGGAAGGCCUCGAGGGCCUCAUGAUCAAAGACAUCGGCGACGUCUACAAGCCCGAUAAGCGUCACUGGCUCAAGCUUAAGAAAGAUUACUUGGCGGGCAUGGCCGAUUCGGCGGACCUGGUGGUAUUGGGUGCCUACUUUGGCACGGGCGCGUAUGGCGGCAUGAUGAGCGUGUUCCUCAUGGGCAGCUACGACCCCGACGAAGAGAAAUGGAAGGCACGCAGCCGCAACACUGUGUGCAAGGCAGGCAACGGGUUCGACGACGCGGCACUGAAGCAGCUGCAGAAGCAGCUCCGUCCGCACAUGAAACAGAUUCACAAGAGCUAUGACAAGUGGAACCCUCAUAAGAUGCCUCGUCACAGACUCCACGUGCCCGAUUUCAUUGUGACGGACCCCGAGCAAGCUCCGGUCUGGGAGGUGGCAGGCCAGGGCUUCACCGAUUCGAAGCACCACACCACGUUGUCGAUCCGAUUCCCGCGAGUCACGCGGAUACGCGACGACAAGGACUUCUCCACCCACACCGACGUCGUCCACCUACGCGCCCUCGCCCAGGCCUCGGCCGAAGGGACCAGCAUGACCAAGGCCAAGUCGGCGGCCAAGAAGGCCUCCGGCAUCGGCACGCUCGAUAUCAAAGGCGGCGGCAAGCCCGUGUCCAAGGUCGGCGCCACCACCAGUUCCAGCAGCUCCAGCGCCAGCGCCAGCAAACCCAAGACCACCACCACCGCGACCAUCACCAACUGGAUGGGCAAGCCCAAGCUGGCUCCCCAGACAAAGCCGGCGGCGGCAACGCCCGACGGGCUGACGGUGGUGAAGGCGGGCGCGGGCGGCGGGGCCGAUCUCCGCGCGGCGCUAAUCAAAGCCGGCGCCUCGGCACCGAAGGCCGCCGCGCCCGCCGAUCGGCGCACGAUGCUCGUGCACUGCGUCAACGACGCCGGCGCGCUGUCGGCCGACGUCGAGGACCGGCUGGGCCUCCUCUGGGCGCAGUCCGCACGCGACGCCUGGACCCAGCACGCGGCCGGCGGCGACGAUGACGAGCAAGAGGCGCCGCUCGGCGAAAUCCAAAUGGCC